Haemorhous mexicanus (house finch) is the source of this 2649-nucleotide messenger RNA. It is a transcript of the gene ZNF385B, whose product is annotated as zinc finger protein 385B. The transcript has 8 exons. The record is from RefSeq and is a predicted model, not a curated record. Gene Ontology annotation, molecular function: nucleic acid binding; zinc ion binding. Lineage: Eukaryota; Metazoa; Chordata; Aves; Passeriformes; Fringillidae. Gene Ontology annotation, cellular component: nucleus. Bases 211 to 1377 code for a protein of 388 amino acids.
UGCCAGCGUGUGAAGGAUUUUCAAUGAGCAGUGCAAUAAGCCGGCAUCUGGGAAGGUUGGAGGCUGCUCUGGUGUAGCAGUGAACUGUCACACAGAUGAGCAGGGCUGGAGCCAACACUCUGUAGCACCGUAGAUCAUAUUGGUCACAUACUGGAAGUUUUGUUUAUGUAACUUGGUUGCUGUUUAACCUGCUUAAAUAGUAUUGCCAUAAUGUGGAGUGGGCUUCCCAGUAGAGGCACUACUACACUUCCCACCCUUGUGCGCACACCUACCUUGAUGAUGCAGCCUUCCCUGGAUAUCAAACCCUUUAUGUCCUUCCCUGUGGACAGCAGCUCUGCUGUUGGAUUCUUCCCAAAUUUUAACACAAUGGAUCCUGUGCAAAAAGCAGUAAUAAACCAUACAUUUGGAGUGUCCAUUCCCCCAAAGAAGAAGCAAGUAAUUUCCUGUAAUGUCUGCCAGCUUCGUUUUAACUCUGAUAGCCAGGCCGAGGCCCACUACAAAGGAAGUAAACAUGCCAAGAAGGUCAAAGCACUAGAGGCAACGAAAAACAAGCCCAAAGCUGGUUCUUCCAAGGACAGCGCAAAGGGUAACACGGGCUGCUCCACCACGCCAGUCACAGCCAGCAUCUCUGACAAAUCAGAAGAUAAAGGGAAUGAAAAACCCAACAGUGGGAGCCAGCAGUCCAAUACAGAAGUGGAUCCUUUUCUUCCCAAACCUGGAGUGGCGCCUGCAGCACCUGCCUCAUCUUCCAAGAGCACCAACGGAGCUGCUAAUGCAGUUACUGAGUCAGAAGAGGAAAAAGCCAAAAAACUACUUUACUGUUCAUUAUGCAAAGUGGCUGUGAAUUCCCUUUCACAACUAGAAGCCCACAAUACAGGCUCCAAGCACAAGACCAUGGUUGAAGCUCGGAAUGGUGCUGGUCCCAUCAAGUCCUACCCUAGGCCUGGAUCCCGAAUGAAGGUGCAGAAUGGCAGCAAAGGCUCAGGACUGCAGAACAAGACGUUCCAUUGUGAAAUCUGUGAUGUCCAUGUUAAUUCAGAAAUUCAGCUUAAACAGCACAUUUCCAGCCGAAGGCAUAAGGACAGAGUUGCAGGAAAGCCUAUGAAACCUAAAUACAGUCCUUACAACAAACUGCAGCGCAACCCAAGUAUUUUAGCAGCAAAACUUGCAUUCCAGAAGGACAUGAUUAAGCCACUGGCACCUGCUUUCCUCUCCUCUCCUCUCGCUGCAGCUGCAGCUGUGUCAUCAGCUCUGUCCCUCCCUCCCCGGCCCUCGGCAUCCCUGUUCCAGGCACCAGCAAUCCCGCCAGCCCUGCUCCGGCCAGCCCACGGGCCCAUCCGGGCAACGCCGGCCUCCAUACUCUUUGCACCAUACUGAUUUAUUGGUGUGGGAAAGAGAUAGCUAUGGCCAGUACCAAGGGCAAAGGAAGGCAGGAAAGGGGUUGAGGUUUUAAAAUGUUUCUCUUUUGCAAUGCCAUCCAGCAUGACACCUCAUCCAACCACAUCAUAAAAUCCAUCGUUGGCGGCACUGCGUUUUGGAGUCUAGACAACUCUGUCUUCUCUCUGUCUCUAUUUUUUUAAUCAAAAUGGCGUGAUUUGCUUAAAAAUUAAAUUGCUCAUAAAUUUUGUACCAUUAAAGAUUCAUGCAUCUAUUCAUUUUUUUCUUUCUUUUUUUUUUUGUUUUGUUUUUGUUUUGUUUUGUUUUUCAAUUUGUAUGAUGCACCUUGGAAUCAAGGAACAUAAAAUAUUUUCCUGACAGACUUGAAAACUAGGGUCUUCCUCACUCACACCUAUGUAAAUACUUCUCUGAAAAGGAACGGGGUAUAAUCUAAUGUGGAAAAAAGGAAAAGGCAAAUGAACCAAAUGCUUGAUUGCAGAUAACAUCUCAAGAAAGAAUUGCAUCCAUUAUUUUCAUGUGCUCUUGUUGACAGGGAUUGUGUGCUGUCCUAGACCCCAGUACUGGUGUAUCUUGUGUAGUACUACAGAUGUACCAUGUCUGAUUUUAAUAUUUUUAAUUUCUGUGCAAAUGUUUGAAAGCAAUGCAAUGCUGAAGCUUUUAUUAUUUCUUUUGUGUCAUACUUUAUUUAGAGAAAUCAAGAAUAGAAAGCCAUAUAACAUAGAGUUAAGAUUACUGCUUGUUUGCUACUUUCAUUUAACUUAUUUUUGUUGUUUCUUCACUGGUGUUGCUAAGCAAUGUUUAAAGAGAAAAAAAGCUUUUCAAUUGCACAUUGCCACAGCUCACAUGCGUUGUUCCAGAAGACAAUGGAUCCAUGUGUUUGUACGUAAAUAUCCUGUUUUCUCAAUUUCUAACUAGUUUCCUUUGUAACGAUGCUGCAUAACAUUGUGGCUCCCUAAUGCAAUAAUGUACAGAACAUAAAAUAUUUAUAAUUGACCAUAUUCUCUGUUUACUGAAUAUAUUGCAGUAAUGUCCCACCUAUCUUCUUACCUCCCCAACCCUUUUAUAAAGGUGAAUCAAUAUGCAGUGCUCAGACUGGAGUUGUUAUAUGAUAAUGGGGACUACAGGUGGAAGAAAGAGGAAAAAAAAAAAAAGAGAAUUAACUUUUAGAGUGUCUUUAUCAGCAAUCCAUAAUAGUAAGAUGUCUGUGUAUUUUUUUAAAUGUACCUUUUCAAUAAAAUAAUAAGAAAAUUA